Molecule: messenger RNA, 987 nt
Organism: Dovyalis caffra
Lineage: Eukaryota; Viridiplantae; Streptophyta; Magnoliopsida; Malpighiales; Salicaceae
Source: the annotation of a GenBank genome assembly
AUGAAGGUUGAGGCAGCAUUUCUGACAUUAGCCCGUGGGCUCAUUUUAGUGAACUUUGUUGGCUUUUGCUAUGGUGCACUGCAGGUGGGAUUUUACAGAGGCAAAUGUGGGUUUGCAGAUGUUGAGGCUAUCGUCGCUGGUGUUAUUACUGCUCGGUUGUUCAGGGAUCCUUCAACUGUGGCUGCACUCUUACGCUUGCAGUUCCAUGAUUGCUUUGUCAAUGGGUGUGAUGCAUCGAUACUGAUAGAUGGAAGAAACAGUGAGAAAACAGCAACACCAAAUUUGAGCGUGAGGGGAUAUGAAAUUAUAGACCAAGCAAAGGCUGCCGUGGAGAACGCUUGCCCUGGUGUGGUAUCCUGUGCUGAUCUCAUUGCAAUUGCUACAAGAGACGCUGUUUUCUUGAGCGGUGGAGGGAGAUACGAUGUUCAAACAGGAAGAAGGGAUAGUUUAGUCUCCGUAGCUGAAAAUGUGAGCCUGCCAGGUCCAGCAACGUCAGUGCCUGAGGCCAUUGCAGCAUUUUCUGAUAAAGGUCUGACCGUUACAGACAUGGUGCUUCUACUAGGUGCUCAUUCUGUUGGGGUUUCACAUUGCUCAUUCAUCAAAGACCGUCUUUUCAACUUCGAAAACACUGGCAGACCUGAUCCAUCCAUGGAUCCUCUCCUAGCAAACAUUCUGAGGUCAAGAUGUCCACCAUUUGCCACAGUAGACAACACAGUAAACCUUGAUCAAAAUUCGUUCAGCCCAUUUGCAAUAAGCAAUAAAUACUAUCAGAACGUAAUGCUACGUAGAGGCAUUCUCCAAAUUGACCAAGAGUUGGGAACUAACCCAUCCACAAGGCCUGUCGUCACAAACCUAGCUAAUGCAUUUGAUUUCCCUACCAGGUUUGGUGCUGCCAUGGUUAAGUUGGGAGCUAUAGGGGUUCUGACUGGAAAACAAGGAGAAAUUAGGAGAUCUUGUAGGGCUACUAAUGGGCAGCAAUUUACUUAA